ACCAUCAUGGAUUCAAGCACCGCACAUGGUCCGGUGUUUCUGGUAUUUCCUCCAGAAAUCACUGCUCCGGAAUAUGAGUCCACAGAACUUUCAACCACGACCUUUUCAACUCAAAGCCCCUUGCAAAAAUUAUUUGCGACAAAAAUGAAAAUCUUAGGGGAUAUCCAUUCUGGGGCUCUGUUUUGUUCAUUAAUUCUGGAGCCUUCCUAAUUGCACUGAAAAGAAAAACCACAGAAACUCUGCACUGGGCUUGAUGACCCUGCAGCUCCAGACUAGAUUAAAAAGACAGGGGACACAAGGGAACUUGACAGAUGGAAGAAAAAGCUAUGGCCUGGACUACCUCACCCUCCCAGUGUGCUUGAGAAACGAACUGCACCCACUGAACUCCGCAGCUAGCAUCCAAAUCAGCCCUUGAGAUUUGAGGCCUUGGAGACUCAGAUACUGAAAAAGAGAGAACAAAAUCUCUACUUUGAUGGAACUUCCAUUCUGCGGGGAAGAGAUUGACAAUAAGCAAUUAAAUAAAUAAGAACUCAGCAGUAGGCCUUGCCUCAGAUCCAAGGUCACUCGGAAGAGACCAUGUCUACCCUCAAUGACACUCAUGGAGGAAAUGCUGAGAGAAACAUUCAGAUGCACGACACAAGGUAAGAUUGCCAAAAAUCUUGUUCUUGCUCUCCUCACUUUGUUACUUGUUUUAUUUUUAGGAGUUUUGAGAGCAAAAUGACAACACCCAGAAAUUCAGUAAAUGGGACUUUCCCGGCAGAGCCAAUGAAAGGCCCUAUUGCUAUGCAACCUGGUCCAAAACCACUCUUCAGGAGGAUGUCUUCGCUGGUGGGCCCCACGCAAAGCUUCUUCAUGAGGGAAUCUAAGGCUUUGGGGGCUGUCCAGAUUAUGAAUGGGCUCUUCCACAUUGCCCUGGGGGGUCUUCUGAUGAUCCCAGCAGGGAUCUAUGCACCCAUCUGUGUGACUGUGUGGUACCCUCUCUGGGGAGGCAUUAUGUAUAUUAUUUCCGGAUCACUCCUGGCAGCAACGGAGAAAAACUCCAGGAAGUGUUUGGUCAAAGGAAAAAUGAUAAUGAAUUCAUUGAGCCUCUUUGCUGCCAUUUCUGGAAUGAUUCUUUCAAUCAUGGACAUACUUAAUAUUAAAAUUUCCCAUUUUUUAAAAAUGGAGAGUCUGAAUUUUAUUAGAGCUCAUACACCAUAUAUUAACAUAUACAACUGUGAACCAGCUAAUCCCUCUGAGAAAAACUCUCCAUCUACCCAAUACUGUUACAGCAUACAAUCUCUGUUCUUGGGCAUUUUGUCAGUGAUGCUGAUCUUUGCCUUCUUCCAGGAACUUGUAAUAGCUGGCAUUGUUGAGAAUGAAUGGAAAAGAACAUGCUCCAGAUCCAAAUCUAACGUAGUUCUCCUGUCAGCUGAAGAAAAAAAAGAACAGACCAUUGAAAUAAAAGAAGAAGUGGUUGGGCUAACUGAAACAUCUUCCCAACCAAAGAAUGAAGAAGACAUUGAAAUUAUUCCAAUCCAAGAAGAGGAAGAAGAAGAAACAGAGACAAACUUUCCAGAACCCCCCCAAGAUCAGGAAUCCUCACCAAUAGAAAAUGACAGCUCUCCUUAAGUGAUUUCUUCUAUUUUCUGUUUCCUUUUUUAAACAUUAGUGUUCACUGCUUCCAAGAGACACGCUGACUUUCAUUUCCUGAGGUACUCUGCACAUACCCACAUCUCUAUCUGGUCUUUGCAUAGAGUGACCAUAGCUCCUUCUCUCUUACAUUGAAUGUAGAGAAUGUAGCCGUUGUAGCAGCUUGUGUUGUCAUGAUUCUUCUUUUGAGCAACUUUCUUACAUUGAAGAAAGGCAGAAUGAGUGCUUCAGAAUGUGAUUUCCUACUAACCUGUUCCCUUGGAUAGGCUUUUUAGUAUAGUAUUUUUUUUUCAUUUUCUCCAUCAGCAACCAGGGAGACUGCACCUGAUGGAAAAUAUAUAUGACUGCUUCAUGACAUUCCUAAACUAUCUUUUUUUUUUCCACAUCUACGUUUUUGGUGGAGUCCCUUUUGCAUCAUUGUUUUAAGGAGGAUAAAAAAAUAACAACUAGGGACAAUAUAGAACCCAUUCCAUUUAUCUUUCUACAGGGCUGGCAUUGUGGCACAUUCUUAGAGUUAUCACAUCCUAUGAGGGAAGCUCUAAAUGGCCAACACCCAUCUGUUUUUUGUAAAAACAGCAUAGCUUAUACAUGGACAUGUCUCUGCCUUAACUUUUCCUAACUCCCACUCUAGGCUAUUGCUUGCAUGUCUACCUACUUUUAGCCUUUAUGCAAGAAAAGAAAAAAAUGACCACAGAAAAUGCCACAGUGAGGUGCCCAAAUUUCAAAUAAUAAUCAACAUUUAGUUGUAUUUAUAAUUUCCAGAUGACAAAGUAUUUCAUCAAAUAACUUCAUUUGAUGUUCCAUGAUCAAGAAAGAAUCCCUAUCUCUAUUUUACAAGUAAUUCAAAGAGAUCAAAUAACUUGUAAACAAGAAAAGGUAACUUGUCAACAUUCAUAACUAGUAAUUAUGAGGGCCUUGUUUCAUAACCAGGUCUUCUUACUCAAAUCCUGUGAUGUUUGAAAUAACAAAAUUGUCUCUCCAAUGUCUGCAUAAACUGUGAGAGCCAAGUCAACAGCUUUUGUCAAGAAUUUACUCUCUGACCAGCACUAAACAAGCACUGAGAGACACAGAGAGUCAGAAUCAGAUUUUACCCAUGGGGAUAAAAAGAGUCAGACUUUCACCACAUUUGGAAAACUACUUGCAUCAUAACUAUAUAAUUAACUGGUAGUUUAUAUAAAGCAGACACUAAGUGCUAUAGACAUUCUCAGAGUAUCAUACUCGGAAACAAUGUAAUUAAAAUGCCAAAUCUGAGUCAACAGCUGCCCUACUUUUCAAUUCAGAUAUACUAGUACCUUACCUAGAAAUAAUGUUAACCUAGGGUGAAGUCACUAUAAUCUGUAGUCUAUUAUUUGGGCAUUUGCUACAUGAUGAGUGCUGCCAGAUUGUGGCAGGUAAAGAGACAUGUAAUUUGCACUCCCUAUGAUAGUUCUACAUUUUUAGAGACCACUAGUGGAAGACAUUCCCUAUAAUUAGAAAAAAACAGAGACUGAACAUUUCUGUGUAAGUAAAGUUCUCAAAUUUCAUUCUAAAUUAAUAAAACUACCUUUGUGUUCUUUUCUGCAACAGAUGAUUC
This is a messenger RNA of Nomascus leucogenys (northern white-cheeked gibbon), 3205 nucleotides long. It is a transcript of the gene MS4A1, whose product is annotated as membrane spanning 4-domains A1. Gene Ontology annotation, cellular component: external side of plasma membrane; plasma membrane. Gene Ontology annotation, biological process: cell surface receptor signaling pathway. Bases 718 to 1611 code for a protein of 297 amino acids. NCBI's taxonomy places the organism in Eukaryota, Metazoa, Chordata, Mammalia, Primates, Hylobatidae. The record is from RefSeq and is a predicted model, not a curated record. The transcript is spliced from 13 exons.